Molecule: messenger RNA, 1041 nt
Organism: Mesorhabditis belari
Lineage: Eukaryota; Metazoa; Nematoda; Chromadorea; Rhabditida; Rhabditidae
Source: the annotation of a GenBank genome assembly
AUGAAAUUCACUCUUCUGUGCGCUCUUUUUGGAGGUAUUUCGGCGGUUGUCCUGCCGGGUGCUGAGAUCACUGGACUUGUUAAUGCCCACAAUUCAUUCCGUUCUCAGUUGGCCUUAGGAACGUAUAAAGCAAAAGAUGGGACACCAUUUGCUUCAGCCACCAAUAUGUUGUUGAUUCAAUGGAACUCGACUUUGGCGACAAGUGCCUCGAACUAUGCGGCCACUUGUUCAUUUCUGACUCAUUCGGGCACAAGUGGAGUCGGCGAGAAUCUCUACAUCACGACGAGCAGUGUUAUCACGGGAAUAGGGGCUGCUUCCAGCAAUUCGUGGGCUAAUGAGUUCUACAAUUUUGGACCGAAAGGCUAUGUCUACUGGUCUUCGGGCAAUAACUCGACUGGACAUGCUACACAGAUGGCCUGGGCAACCACAGGGACCGUUGGUUGUGGAUAUGCGACUUGCUCGAAUGGUCCAACUGGAUGGACAUCAUACACAAUUGUCGUCUGUCAAUACUAUCAACAAGGAAACUGGGGAGGACAACAGGCGUAUGCCCAGGGAACCACAUGCUCCCAAUGUCCAUCUGGGACGACAUGUCAGACGAGCACUGGUCUCUGCGCAAGCGGAAGUGGAGCCACGACGACCCCAUCCUCCAUCACCACAGUCAAAACGACUACAGCUCAAGGAGCCGGCACACCUUGUCAACAGUGUGCCCGCAACGUGGACACUCUCAACGAGCAGUACUAUCCUAAUCUGGGAACGGUCUCUUUUACCUACAGAACUGACCCAGCCAACGGCAAUUGUUUGAUCGCCGAUUGGUACUGCAAAGUCGACGCUCCCUAUCAAACGGCCGGCUUCCAACUGUACACUGGCGGUCCAAGCUACAUGACUCAAGUAUUGGAUUAUAACAACAUUGUCGGCAUCACCUAUUUGGGCGCCAACGACACGACCGCUAACGGCAAAUACAAGCCGUUUGUGUGCAACAGUGCAUCCCAAUGGAGCUUCAACGGAGUGAGUGAUCUUGUCUUGGAUUGCUUCGCCUACAGU